GGUUACAUUUGACAUAAAGGUUCCCACAACAGCCGGCGCGCCAGAUUUAAGUUUUUGUUGCAGGACUUUACUGUAGGAUUGAAAACGUAAUAUAUAUAUUAUUUAUUGAACGGUUUGUUUUUUUGCAUUUUCACUUAAUUACUGCGUGAGUAAACAUGGACUGUGUGGAUUCCCCAAGACUUCUGCCAAAUUCACCGAGGAAAGAACAGGGACAAAUUCAGGUCAUCUUUGGACCAAUGUUUUCAGGCAAAAGCACUGAACUGAUGCGAAGAGUGCGCCGUUUCCAGAUAGCCCAGUACAACUGCUUGGUGAUCAAAUAUAUCAAAGACUCACGUUAUUCUGACACCGGCAUGGCCACACAUGACAAAUGCACAAUGGAAGCUGUACCAGCCAGUAUUCUGGGAGACUUGCGGCCUCUUGCAUUACAAGCCUGUGUUAUUGGAAUUGACGAAGGACAGUUUUUUCCAGACACUGUGGAGUUUUGUGAAGAGAUGGCCAAUUUAGGAAAGACGAUCAUUGUAGCUGCUUUGGAUGGAACCUUCCAGAGAAAGCCAUUUGGAAACAUCCUGAACCUCGUCCCUCUAGCGGAGAGUGUAGUGAAGCUCAACGCCGUCUGCAUGCAGUGCUACAAAGAAGCUGCAUACACCAAGAGGAUAGGAGCAGAGAAGGAGGUGGAAGUGAUCGGUGGGGCUGACAAGUAUCAGGCGUUGUGUAGAAAGUGUUAUGGAGGUCUGGUGGUGGACAAAGAGAACAGCGCUCCCUUCAGGAACGAAACUCCACAACAUGUCCUCGCAAGAAAACUUGUGGACUCUGCGGUUCCCAGAAAGCUUUUCUCCUCUCUCCAUCUCUAAACACAAAAAGACUUGCAGAAGCUGAGCGGAGAGUAUAAAUCCAGGAAUCAAAUGUGUGUGAGCGAGCAUUGUCUCAAAAUUAUUUUAUCUGACAUUAACUUUCAAAUGUUUUUGGAGUUUCCUGUUUUUACUUACCUUGACGUUUCUGCUAAAUUGGAUUUGAGCACAACAAUUUGUUUCCUUUUUGUAUUUGGUGUCUAAUUGGUGUGACUUAGUCUAUGCAUUUUAGUUUUUACUUAAUGACCUGAAAAUGAGUAAACUAACUAAUUACUACAGUGGUGUUAAUAUAUGUAUCUUUAUCCUUUUCAAAUGUAAGGUUUUUAUUAUUAUUUUUACAAAGUGUAUUGUGUAUUGUGUGUGUGUACAUGUAUAUAUGCAGUAUUUUCUGCCACAUUCAUAAAGCAGAUACCCUUUAUGGAAGGUUUGGCAUAUCAGGAGUAAUAAACUGAUAUUCUAAUUAUGUAUUUUCAUAAUUUUGGAGAUUAUCCUUGUCUCCCAUAAAUCCCAUUUUAAACUUGCAGUACAUGUCUUUGAGUUACAAGAAAAGCGCUAUACAAGUCUAAUGUAUUGUGUCUUUAGCUGUUGCAACCCAAUACCCUCUCUGGCUAGAGGACCAAAAUAACCUUUAAACGUUUAAAUCCUGGCAGGCUCCAAGGCCUCGCAGUCAGCAGGUAGGUUGGAAAGUGUAAACUUGAAUUACUGAAAUACAUGAAUGCAACAAUAUUUUGAAUAUAAAUGUACAGAGGCUACUGUCUGGUUUUAUUCUAUAAACAAACUCCCAUCUAUUGUGUUUUUGACACUGAUGUGAAAUCAUAACAGGUUUUAUAACU
Molecule: messenger RNA, 1681 nt
Organism: Cottoperca gobio
Lineage: Eukaryota; Metazoa; Chordata; Actinopteri; Perciformes; Bovichtidae
Gene: tk1
Product: thymidine kinase 1, soluble
Exons: 7
Coding region: 156-851 (231 amino acids)
Biological process (GO): thymidine metabolic process
Molecular function (GO): thymidine kinase activity; ATP binding
Source: RefSeq, a predicted model, not a curated record